GAACAGCAAGACACAAGCGAUUUUCUCAAAUUCAUGAUCAAAAGGCUAUGUUACCUGUGAGAACGACCAGAAAAAUGACAGCAGUUAAAGCCAAAGAUGUGAAGUCACUCUUACCUCUGAUGAUAAUAAUGGUGAUAAUUUUCUUGGUGCUUCUGUUCUGGGAAAAUGAGGUGAACGAUGAAGUAGUGACGUCAACCUUAGAACACCUGCAUGUGGACUACCCUCAGAAUGACGUUCCCGUUCCUGCAAGAAGAGAUUACACUACAUCUGAGAUGGAGACCUUUCCUCUGCUGCUGCUCAGCCUGGGGCUGGUUCUUGCAGAAGCAUCAGAAAGCACAAUGAAGAUAAUUAAAGAAGAAUUUACAGAGGAAGAGAUGCAAUAUGACAUGGCAAAAAGUGCCCAAGAAAAACAGACCAUUGAGAUAUUAAUGAACUCGAUCCUGUUAGUUAAAAAUACCAGCCUCAGCAUGUCCAAGGAUGAUUUGUCUUCCUCGUUACUGACAUUCAGAAGGUUACAUCAUAAUGACCCUACGGGAAACAGUUCAGGUAAUGACAAAGAGUGUUGCAAUGACAUGACAGUCUGGACAAAAGUUUCAGAAGCAAACAGAUCGUGCAAGUGGAGCAAUAACCUCAUCCAUGACUCCACAGAAGUGAUGCACAGGGUCCACAAGGCCCCCAGCUGCAAGUUUGUACAGAAUCCUGGCAUAAGCUGCCGUGAGAGCCCAGAACUGGAAAAUACAGUGUGUCAGCUCACUACAGACAAACAAUUCCCCAGGUGCCAAUACCAUAGUGUUACCUCGUUAGAGAAGAUAUUGACAGUAUUGACAGGUCAUUCUCUGAUGAGCUGGUUAGUUUGUGGCUCUAAGUUGUAAAUCCCACAGAGCUUUAAGACUAGGGUCUUACUAAAGAAGGACCUCUUCAUGUUCAUUCUUGUGUCUUUCCUUAAUAUCUACUCUUUAGCACUAUAGUAAACUCUUGAUUAUUUAUUCUAACUGGAGGAGUUAAAAAUUCAAAAUUGUGGAUAAUUCAAUUAAAAUUUAUAACUGAUACUGGAGUGCAGAUUCUUCUCUCUGUCUCUCUCUCUAUGUAUGUGUGUGUGUGAGGGGGGUGGUGGGGUCGGGGGGUGUCUGAAACAAACUGAAUUUCAUCCUAGCUCAGCUAUAAAGCCAAGAAACAAGAGUCCACCUAACUAGGCAGAAUUAAGGAAAGAAGGCCUAAAGCCAAUAUGGACAAUUAAAAACUAAUUGUACUGCCAAUGAUACUGUUCAGAAAAAUAGUGAUGAGUGUGACACAUAUUAUUAUCACUACUCUCUUCAAAGGGUAUGUGCUCACAUGCGUGUGAACUGAUGUAUGCACACAACAAAGGGUCUGCCUGUCCUUUAGGAGAUGCCAGAGGAAAAAGAUCCUUUGGCUUAGCUGUUGCUCUCAGUGUCAAUAGCUCCAGCCCUAUGCAAUCUCCACUCUUCCACCCUCAUCUCUAUUUCACAGGUUGCAGUAAAGAGAAGAAAAUUCUGACUGUAAUCUUUAUUCAAGCAAAGUCUUGAUACCCUGGGGCUGUGGGAGAGGAAUGGCAAGCCAUGGAAAAAUAGAGGAGGCAGAAAGAAAGAUGGGAACAGAAAGUCUGUGCCAAGUACCAGGCAGGACUGGUCUUCAACCUUGAUGUCUUAUGAUACUGUAGUUAAUUUUGUUCACUACCAGCUAUUUGUUUGUAAGCGUUCAUGAUUCAUUCUGCAUAAAGUAUGGGCAGUUAUCUUCUUCACUGAUGUGUGGCCAUAUGCUUCUAUUCCUCUCCUUAAAUUCUCCCUCCAUCCUGAGACCCCUCUUUCUUAAUGUUCUAAUUUUAAAUAAAUGCAUGUAAAUG
This is a messenger RNA of Rhinopithecus roxellana (golden snub-nosed monkey), 1861 nucleotides long. It is a transcript of the gene RNASE11, whose product is annotated as ribonuclease A family member 11 (inactive). Lineage: Eukaryota; Metazoa; Chordata; Mammalia; Primates; Cercopithecidae. Gene Ontology annotation, molecular function: nucleic acid binding. The record is from RefSeq and is a predicted model, not a curated record. The coding region runs from base 48 to 872 and encodes 274 amino acids. The transcript has 3 exons.